UUUUGAAACACAUUCGGGAAAAUAUGAGGUAUUUUUGAGUUUUGGAUGGAUUUUAAUGAUAUAUUAAAAUAUAAUGACAUUAAAUGUUUUGUAUAUAAUACUCCAAUGGAACGGUUAUACAAACGCUUUGACUCUGUCGAUAAGUCGUAUUCGAAUAGGUUAAGGUUAGGCGUCAAAGCAACGAUGCGGAAGCCGUUCUUCAUACGUCGAUUUUGGAAGAUCAGCCUUUCCACGUUAGCGGUAGUCUUCGUUGUUCAUGCCAUACGAGUGCUUGUGUACACGCAAAAUCAAGACACUCAGAAAAUUUUAAACUGGUCAAUACUUCCGCCGAGCACUUCCAUGGGACUAAAAAAUCAGUCACACUCGUCGUGCAAUGAGCACAUUGUGCUUGUGCGAGGACUUCCACGGAUUACAAAAGACAUGCCAAGAACAACGAGUAAACCAACUAGGAACAUUGGCCUAGGUUUCCUGACUAUUGGAAUCAGCACUGUGCCUCGUGUUGGUACAAGCUACAUUGAAAAAACCCUUGCCUCCUUGCACGAAAAUAUCGUUUCAAGUGAGAUUUCUACCACCACCAUUGUGCUAUUCAUAGCGUCCUUAAACGAGGCGUUUGUCACACAGACUCUGAAACACAUCGACGAGAAGUAUUCGCCAAGUGUGGAGUCCGGUCUUCUGCAAGUGGUGCAGCCAUCAUCGAGUCAGAUGUAUCCAAAUUUUGGCUUAAUAAAGAAGCGAACUUUCAACGACUCUUUGGAGCGAGUCGAAUGGCGGACAAAGCAGAACCUUGAUUACGCUUACCUGUUUGCGUAUUGCGAAUCUCUUUCCGAAUAUUUCAUUCAGAUUGAAGACGAUGUAAUAACAGCUUCAAACUUCAUACAAGAAAUAAGAAAUGCAAUUAUAAGAUUGGAAAACAGCAAACCGCCGUGGUUUGAAAUCUCAUUUAGUAGCCUUGGGUUUAUUGGGAAGUUAUUCAGGUCACCAGACCUAUGUAUGUUGAGUAAGUAUCUGAUUUUAUUUCAACUUCAAAAACCUUGUGAUUUGCUGAUGAAUGAUCUUCGGAACAUAAUGCUGCAACCACAGGAAAUAAGGAACGAAAAGUCGUUGUUUCAGCACAUGGGAGUCGUGUCCUCGUUGCCAGGAAAAAUACAAAAGUUGGUGGAUACAGCAUUUAAAGAUAAACAAGCGACGUUUCUUUCUCAACAACUUCAAAAGGACUUAAACGGGCAGUUUAAAAUAUUUAAUACUUCGAAUCCAGCUGCAAACCUCGACACUUCGUUGGAAACAUUCGACGCGUUUAAUGCGGAACGUGCAUAUUUGAACACGAUGUUUGGCUUCUUCUGGGCCAAGACUCCCAAGAAAAACGAUUUCUUCAGAAUCGUUUUCCUGAAACCAGUCGGACUUAAGCGCAUCAAUAUAAAAACUGGCCACCCAACCACUAAACUUGAUGCCUUGACAGAUGGUGAGGUAAGGACUAACAACGGUUCAAUCGCACAGGGUGGAUGCGGGGACUUCAGCACGGUCGGAGCUUUCAAAAAUGGUCAUUUUGUAUACGAUUUCCCGGAACCCGUUAUCUCGAAUGGCAUUUGUAUUGUGGUAACUCAGCAGAUGAAAACCUGGCUGAUUGUGUCCGAGAUUCACAUAGCGGAAUAGUAGUUUUUUUCAAUCACAUACACAUAGACAAGGAUCUAAAAUAUAUAUUAAAUGUCAAAUAUUGACACAAAAUAUACUUACAAAAGCAAUGUUUAUACAAUGUACCAUGAAUUUUCGAUAACAAACUUUUUGACGACACAAGCUUUUCCUUGCUUGAAGGAAUACCGGUCCUUACCUGUGGUUUUCUUUCUUCCAUUUCGUCUGGUAAUAUUUUGUACAAUUAUCGUUAACGGAUGUUAUGUCACUUAACGGGGGCAUUAUAUGUGUCUUCGUUUACUGUGGAUAUUUGUCCGUAGAUGUACUUCAUACAUUUCUUUUGAGAAGGUUGGUAAAUGUUAAUUUGCGCUCUCUUUUAUGUUGUUAAUCUUAUAUAUUUUAUGUUAAUUUGAAGCAGAGUAAAUAUAAUUGUUAGUUAGCUUGUUCUUUAAGUGAUGUUGAUACCUAUAUACACUUAGUUUUGUUAAUGUAACAUGUUAAUGCAAUUACUAUAUAUAAUACGAGCUACAGUAUAUGAGCAAGUCUUUGUACAAUAAGUAUAUCUCUUUUUAUGAUGUGCAACAUUAUUUAGUGCCAUAUAUGCCCCGGUCAAAUAUUUGUGAUGUGCUAUUAUGGAUAAGGAUUAAUGUACAUGCGUUUACUCUUGGUGAAUAUAAUAUGGCAAUAAUGCGAGCAACAUUAUUCGUACAUCUGUGAACAAUGAGCAUAUUUCAUUUAUAAGUUCCAUAGCAAUUAAUAUUUUGUUUUAUGUUUAUUCAUUUAACCCAAUAAGAUUAUUACAUCAAACUUA
This is a messenger RNA of Dreissena polymorpha, 2437 nucleotides long. RefSeq names its product alpha-1,6-mannosyl-glycoprotein 4-beta-N-acetylglucosaminyltransferase-like. Gene Ontology annotation, molecular function: acetylglucosaminyltransferase activity. The coding region runs from base 46 to 1650 and encodes 534 amino acids. The record is from RefSeq and is a predicted model, not a curated record. The transcript is spliced from 6 exons. Gene Ontology annotation, biological process: protein N-linked glycosylation. Lineage: Eukaryota; Metazoa; Mollusca; Bivalvia; Myida; Dreissenidae.